GCGCUAUGGAAAAAAAAAGUUUGGAAGCUCUCGAUGUCGCGAAGCGCACCGCGGGCCCAAACAAGAUCGAGAUUUCCGAGCGCAAUUGCCACUCAUUUGUCGCCCGGCAUGGCUGGCUCACACAAGACCAAGGCCCAGAAGAAGGGCCCGUCUACAAGACCCUCGCUGGACGAGAAUGCGCUGUCCCAGCUCACAUCCAAGAUUGACAAAGCUCUGUCAAAAUCCGAGGAUAAGUCGCGGCCAGGAAAGCGCAAGAGGCAGGACGACGACGAGAAGCGCGCGAAGCCGCCCAAGCGACAGCCGGCCCCCGAUAGCGGAAAGAAAGGCGCCGACGAGAGCAAGGAUGCAAAGGACAAAAAUGCCCUUCUAUUGCAAGAUAUCAAGGCCCUCGGUGGCGACGAGGAGGACCUGGACCUCGUCGUUGGCAUAGACUCGGACGCCGAGGAGGGGGCUGCAAAGCCAGUCGAGCGGGAGUUGGAUGACGCAUUCAAGAGAGAACUGGCAAAAUUUGCCUCGGGUCUGGGUUUUGAGAAUGUGCGGGACGAUAUGGAGGACGAGAGUGGCGAAGAGGACGAGGCUGGGGACGGCCCGCAAGAUGAAUCAGACUCGGAGCCAGAAGAGGAGUCUGCGGAUGAGGACGAGGCUGAUCAGCCUGUGCCUACACUCACACCAAAAGCCCCGGUCCCGGCCCCGGCCCCGGCCCCGACCAAGGCUCCGCCAACCGCGGCCAAAGAGCCGAGCGCGCCGGCAGAGAAGUCCAAGGACCGCCAAUGGGCCGGGAAGUUGAUAAUCGAGCCCCGUCCAGACUGGCACGCCGCGACUCGAGAGGACCUCCCCGCUCCUUCAACCGAUGAGGUCGCCAAGUUCGGCUCCGCCAUCGCCAGCCUCAAGGCCCAUGCCCAGUCACUUCUCGACCAGGAUACGGCAGCUUACAGCUCCGCGACGUCCUCCUCCUCGUCACACAAGUUCAUGACGACCAUCAUGACGUCCGGAACAUUGUCCGACAAGAUCUCGGCACUAACCCUGGCUGUGCAAGAGUCGCCUGUGCACAACAUCAAGGCACUCGACAAUCUUCUCACUAUGGCCGGCAAGAAGAGCCGGAGCCAGGCUAUUUCGGCCCUUGGUGCGCUCGUCGAUCUUCUGGGCAACGGCGUGGUCCUCCCGAGCGACAGACGCCUGCGCACCUUCAACAGCCAACCCGGCCUGCUAGGCGCUCUUCAGCAGACCUCGGCUACUUCGUGGAAGGAGGGCCAGGCCCUUCCUAGAGGGCUAACUAAGGCGCAUCUGGUCAUGUGGGUCUACGAGGACUGGCUAAAGUCUGCAUUCUUCAAGCUUCUUCAACUGCUUGAGGUCUGGUCGGGCGACGAGAUCGACUACUCGCGCUCAAGAACCCUCGACUUCAUAUUUGGGCUUCUCAGGGAUAAGCCAGAACAGGAGGCCAACCUGAUGCGACUGCUAGUCAGCAAGCUCAGCGAUCGUGAAGGCAAGAUUGCCUCGAGAGCCUCGUACCUACUGCAGCAGCUUGUCAACACACAUCCGGGCAUGAAAUCUAUUGUCAUUCGGUCCGUCGAGCAUGAGGUCUUACUUCGACCGGGCCAGAGCCUGCGGGCCAAAUACCACGCCAUCAACACGUUGAACCAGACCAUCCUCAGCACCAAGGAGCCUGAAAUCGCGGACAAUCUUGUCCGGAUUUACUUUGAGAUAUUUCUAUCUCUCCUCAGGUCUGGCAGCCUUGGCAUCUUCGACCACCUGAAUGAAAACGCAGGGGAAGACAGCAAACCGUCGCAGAAGAAGCCACGCGGGAAGAAGGAUAGGAGGCCCGGCGAGCAGGGCGCAACUAACGAGCAAGAGCAAGAGGUCGCCCAGAAGCUGGUGUCGUCUGUUCUCACCGGUGUCAACCGGGCGAUACCGUUUGCGAUGACCAACGAAUCGACUCUGGAGGCACAACUCGACACCCUGUUCCGCAUCACGCAUUCGUCGAAUUUCAACACCAGUGUCCAGGCGCUCAUUCUGAUCCAGCAAAUUGCGGCGUCCAAACAUUUAGCUAUCGACCGGUUCUACAGGACACUCUACGAGUCGCUGCUAGACCCACGUCUCAUGACCUCUUCAAAGCAAACUCUUUAUCUGAACUUGCUCUACAAAGCACUCAAGGACGAUGUCGAUGUGCGCAGGGUCAAGGCGUUCGUGAAACGGAUGCUGCAAGUGGUGAACCUGCACCAGCCAUCCUUCAUCUGCGGGAUUCUGUAUCUUAUUGCCGAGCUUGAGGGGACCUUCCCAGACGUCAAGACGUUGCUCACCGAUCCUGAAGACAACGAGGAUGAUGGCGAAGAGGUAUACAGAGAUGCCGAUGCCAUGGAUCAAGACAAGCCGGCGGCCAAGGCGGAUGCCACAAAAAGCACAACAUAUGAUCCAAGGAAACGAAACCCCGAGUUCAGCAACGCACAUCGCAGCUGCCUAUGGGAACUGGUUCCAUACUUCAGCCACUAUCACCCCUCGGUUGUGGUGUUUGCCAACAAUCUACUCGUCAGACAAAAGUCGCUUCCCAAACCUGAGCUGGCGAAUCACACCUUGAUACAGUUCCUGGACAAGUUCGUGUACCGCAACGCCAAGGCGACAGAGACAAAACGGGGCGGGUCCAUCAUGCAGCCAGUCAUGGCUUCUGGAGCAGCAGCUAGCGCGGUCAGCUCGGGCAAGGGCGCGACGAAGACGCCCUCAACGCUCAACACUGAGGCGUUCUGGAAGCUCAAGCCUCAGGACGUCGCUCCGGAAGACGUGUUCUUCCACGAGUACUUCACGCAGGUCGGCAAGUCGGGUCAAAAGUCGAGAGCGGCCAAGCGCGAGCAACAGAGGGCCGAAGAGGAGGCAGACGACGAUGAGGCAGGGGAGAAUGAGGCGGAAGACGAGAUCUGGCAGGCUCUGGUGGACUCUCGUCCCGACAUCCAAGGCGACGACGACGGAGACGCUGACAUGGGCUUCAGCGACGGUGAUUCUGAUCUGGCUUCGCUGCUAAACAUGAGCGACAGCGGAGAUGAUGAUAACGGUAGUGACGAUGAGGGCGGCGCGGGGCUCAAGUUCUUGGACGAAGGGGCUGACGGAGGCGUCGAAUUCAACGACUUCAGCGACUCGGAAGAGGAGGCAAACAAGGAAGAGUCCGCUGAAGACGACGAUGUGGCUCUCGACCCAGUUGCUCAAGCCAAGCGGGAGCGCAAUAAGAAGAGCAGGAUGCGCAAGAAGGAGCUCAAGGCGAUGCCAACGUUUGCCUCGGCUGAAGAUUAUGCGGCUAUGCUGGCUCAAGAGGAGGAUGAUGUCUAAAUUCUAUGUUGCGAGCCAAACAUACAGUAAGAUAACGAGUUGCAUAUACCAGACACACGUUUGGCUUGAUAAACCGACUUCGAUGCUGAACUGUACAGAGCAUGCCCCUGAACACCUUGCUUGGGUGGUAUCUAGCGCGUUUCGGAUGGUCCAUUGCUUGGCCCAGUUCCAGAGCAGCACAACUAAUGAUGUCACCCACCCACGUCAGCCCAGUCCCCUUUAUUGCCAGCCUCUCAAGGGCC
Messenger RNA from Gaeumannomyces tritici R3-111a-1, 3554 nucleotides. Its product is annotated as ribosome biogenesis protein MAK21. Lineage: Eukaryota; Fungi; Ascomycota; Sordariomycetes; Magnaporthales; Magnaporthaceae. Bases 34 to 3312 code for a protein of 1092 amino acids. The record is from RefSeq and is a predicted model, not a curated record. The transcript is spliced from 4 exons. Gene Ontology annotation, cellular component: nucleus.